ACAAACAUUGAGAUAAUUUAUUCUUUGCAGUCUUAUUCACGCCUAUGCAGUUGGUAGAGAUAUGGAAGAGGCACUGUCUUGUGUUAGGAAAAUGAAGGAAGAAGGUAUUGAAGUAAGUUUGGUGACUUACAGUAUAAUUGUUGGAGGAUUUGCCAAAGUAAAUAAUGCUGAAGCUGCAGAAUGCUGGUUUAAAGAGGCAAAAGGCAAACUUACAACCUUGAAUGCAAUAAUAUAUGGCAAUAUUAUAUAUGCUCACUGUCAAACAUGCAAUAUGGAUCGGGCUGAAGCCUUGGUUAGGGAAAUGGAAGAAGAAGGCAUAGAUGCUCCUAUUGAUAUUUACCAUACAAUGAUGGAUGGUUACACAAUGGUCGGCAAUGAAGAAAAAUGCCUGAUUGUAUUUCAUAGACUCAAGGUAUAAAAAAUAUGUAAUCAGCAUCUAAAAAUUCAUGUAGAGAUGCUCCUAUUGACAUAUGUCAUGAAAUGAUGGAUGGUUACUGUGGACACGAAUAUUUUGUUGGUUAAAUGACCGUGAUAUUUUUUCUUA
Molecule: messenger RNA, 544 nt
Organism: Carica papaya (papaya)
Lineage: Eukaryota; Viridiplantae; Streptophyta; Magnoliopsida; Brassicales; Caricaceae
Source: RefSeq, a predicted model, not a curated record